Saprolegnia diclina VS20 is the source of this 513-nucleotide messenger RNA. RefSeq lists its product as hypothetical. The coding region runs from base 1 to 513 and encodes 170 amino acids. NCBI's taxonomy places the organism in Eukaryota, Oomycota, Saprolegniomycetes, Saprolegniales, Saprolegniaceae. The record is from RefSeq and is a predicted model, not a curated record. The transcript has a single exon.
AUGACGCAGUUUGCGCAUGUUGAGGGGCUUCUCUACGUGCUCCGGUUUGCUUCAAGCGCCGACGCGUCGCUGCUUGUCUGUCACCUCACCGACUUGUUUGGCGUCUACCAUGUUGGCACCAUGUAUGGCCUCUCAUCGAUCACGUGGGCCAUUGCCCAAAGCCUCCUGGUUGCGACGUCGGGCAAUGACACGGCGGCGCUCGCGUAUCAAGUGCGCCUGCUCGGGUGGCUUUCGCUCCUUGGGCUUGUUGCGCUGCUGUUUGUGCGCGCCGACUCGGCCGAUCGGUUCUACCGCGGGUACCGGUUUACGCUUUGCGGCAAAGUCGUGGUACAGCGACCGUGGCAGGAGCCGCCACAGCGUCAAGGCACUUUUGAUAUUUACACUGACGGGUUUCACGUCGAUGCGAUUCGGAGCUCAGUCCCGUACCUCUGCGCUCUCGACUCACCCGACGAAGCGGACGACUGGCUUGACGACGACGCACUUGUCCGCGCAUCGAAUGAAGAUCAAACUUGA